AUGUCGACAUCGACCUCUAUGAUACCUACCGCCUCCGUUAGUGUGAAUGCUCCGCGUUCGCGCCCAUCUUCGCUGGACGAGGUAGCGCCAAUGACGCCUCACCGCUGGUCUUCCCCUGCCUCUGAGAGUACCAAUGAAGAAGAUCUUGAUGAUCUAUUCGAGGACGAGACUACCUGGGGCCUCAACUUACCGCCUAUUGUGAGUCAAUCUGCGCUUGCUUUCAUCAACACUUCUGACCCAUUUUCGCAGCCUAAAUCCUCACCCAUCUCCUCUCCUGACGAAACCCAUGUCGCUAGUCCUCAGAAGCGCAAACGCGAUUCCCUCGCUAUCGAUGACGACAACUCCGACGACUCGGGCGACUCUACGCUAUCCAAGAAGGCCAAAAUUGCCGAUGAAGAGACGGAGAAGAAGGGCGAGGGCAAGGAAAACGAAGCCGCUCGACGAUACCGCACCCUCGCCACAGCCGCUUCGCUGAAGCCAUCUACCAACAACGCGAACAAAUUUCUCGACAGCAUGAGGAAGCAGCGCUCAAUCCCCACACCACGCUAUGUCCCAACCGGCCGCGAGCGCCGCGACGAAGUCAACCAGCUCGCCGCACGACACGUCCGGCACGUCGCCCCCGCCAUGCUUGCCAACAACGCGACGAAACGCGACAUCGGCGGCGCGAUGACCAAGUUUGACUGGGCAGAAUCCAAGCGCGAGAUCCCCACCUCCCAGAUCAAGGCGCCUCCAUCCACAUCCAUGCUUCAGAAAUGGGUCGACUCGGACGAUGAACACAUAACCUGGUUCAUCAUUCCCGCUUCACACAAAUACAUCAACACGGGUAGCAUGAUGGUGGCCAUUGCGGACAUCGUCGACAAAUCGAUCAAGUACCCAGAGUGGACGUUUGUGGAGAAGAUUAUGGGGCCGCAUUGGAAGACGGGGGUGGAGGUUGUUAAGGCGGUUAAGGUUAAGUAUGAGAAGUUGACGGAUGAGCAGAGUCUGGAGAGGAUGGGGGUUAUGGUUAAGCAGAAGGAGGAUGAGGUUAGGCAGGCGAGGAAGGAUGAGGCGGCUAGGAGGAGGAGGGAGAAGAGGGAGGAGAGGGCGAGGAAGAGGGAUGAGGAGGAUGGGUAG
Messenger RNA from Alternaria arbusti, 1113 nucleotides. RefSeq lists its product as uncharacterized. The coding region runs from base 1 to 1113 and encodes 370 amino acids. The record is from RefSeq and is a predicted model, not a curated record. Lineage: Eukaryota; Fungi; Ascomycota; Dothideomycetes; Pleosporales; Pleosporaceae. The transcript has a single exon.